Colius striatus (speckled mousebird) is the source of this 8146-nucleotide messenger RNA. It is a transcript of the gene FHIP2A, whose product is annotated as FHF complex subunit HOOK interacting protein 2A. The record is from RefSeq and is a predicted model, not a curated record. NCBI's taxonomy places the organism in Eukaryota, Metazoa, Chordata, Aves, Coliiformes, Coliidae. The transcript has 17 exons. Bases 213 to 2510 code for a protein of 765 amino acids.
CGGACAGCCGGAGCCUCGAGAGCCCGUGCUGCAGCCCGGCGGUGUCAGUGCCACGGUGUCCGCCGGGGAGCGAGAGGCAGAGCCGGCGGCCGCCCGCCCACCCGAUCCCCGCGGCCAGGACCCCGCAUGCAGCCCUCACCCUGGAGCGGCGGCGGCGGAUCGAGGAGCUCUCGCGGUCCUCCCGGCAGCGGCUGCUCCAGUCGCGGGACAGGAUGUUCUCCAAGUUCACCUCCAUCCUGCAGCACGCCGUGGAGGCGCUCGCACCUUCACUUCCAUUACAAGAAGAUUUUGUUUACCACUGGAAAGCGAUCACCCAUUACUACAUAGAAACAUCAGAUGACAAAGCUCCUGUGACUGAUACCAACAUUCCUUCUCACCUGGAACAGAUGUUGGAUAUUCUAGUUCAAGAAGAAAAUGAGAGGGAAUCAGGCGAAACAGGACCAUGUAUGGAGUAUUUGCUACAUCACAAGAUUUUGGAGACACUCUACACCCUAGGAAAAGCUGAUUGUCCUCCAGGAAUGAAACAGCAAGUUUUGGCUUUUUAUACAAAACUUCUUGGAAGAAUACGACAACCUCUUCUUCCCCAUAUAAACGUGCAUAGGCCAGUGCAGAAAUUAAUCAGGCUGUGUGGUGAAGUUCUGGCAACACCAACAGAAAAUGAAGAAAUUCAGUUUCUCUGUAUAGUAUGUGCAAAGCUGAAGCAGGAUCCUUACCUUGUCAACUUCUUCCUUGAGAGUAAGUUAAAAGCAAUGGCUUCCAAAGGAUCAACAAGUGUAAUCACAGAAGACAUGCUUAAAUGCCAAGACUCCUUGACAACAGACACAGGACAGCCUGUUCAGCCUGAAGAAAUACCUAAUGCUGCUGGAGCUGAGCAAAUGGAGAAGGAAGAUGACCUCCUGCAACAGACAGAUGAUCUCUCUUUCAGUCUGGAUGAGCUAAAUGUCACAUCGUCACCUGAGUCCUCCACUAUUUGUCCAAACCAAGACUAUAAUUUAGUGAAUUCUCUACUAAACCUCACUAAAAGCCCUGACGGCCGGAUAGCAGUGAAGGCCUGUGAGGGCCUCAUGCUUUUGGUGAGUUUGCCAGAACCAGCAGCUGCCAAGUGCCUGACUCAAAGCACUUGUUUAUGUGAAUUGUUGACAGACAGGCUGGCCACCCUCUACAAAGCCCUGCCUCAGUCACUGGAUCCCUUAGACAUUGAAACAGUGGAGGCAAUUAACUGGGGUUUGGAUUCUUAUAGCCACAAAGAAGAUGCAUCUGCUUUUCCAGGGAAAAGAGCGCUGAUUUCAUUUUUUUCAUGGUUUGACUACUGUGAUCAACUCAUCAAAGAAGCACAAAAGACUGCUGCUGUUGCUAUGGCAAAAGCUGUGCGGGAACGAUUUUUCAUUGAUGUUAUGGAACCCCAGCUGAUGCAAACUUCAGAGAUGGGAAUCCUCACAUCAACUGCACUAUUGCAUCGCAUUGUUCGUCAAGUGACUUCGGAUGUCCUGCUGCAGGAAGUAGUUUAUUUUAUACUUGGAGAACACAGGGAGCCAGAAACUUUGACAGACAUCAACAGACAUCCAUUGCGACACAGGUUAAUCGAACACUGUGAUCAUAUUUCUGACGAGAUCAGCAUAAUGACUUUACGAAUGUUUGAGCACCUUUUGCAAAAACCCAAUGAGCACAUUCUUUAUAAUUUGGUUCUGAGGAAUUUAGAAGAAAGAAACUACAUGGAAUACAAGCCUCUCUGUCAAGAAGAUAAAGAUGUGGUAGAGAAUGGACAGAUUGCAGGAGCAGUAGACCUAGAGGAAGAUCCGUUAUUUACUGAUCUGUCUCCAGAUAACACAUUGUCGACUCAAGAGUGGCUCAGUGCUUCUCCACCUGUCAGUCCAGAACAUCCAAGAAAUGAUGGGAAGACUGAAGUUCAUAAAAUUGUAAAUAGUUUUCUCUGUCUUGUACCGGAUGAAGCCAAGUCAUCGUACCAUGUGGAGGGUACAGGUUAUGAUACUUACCUCAGAGAUGCCCACAGACAGUUUCGGGAUUAUUGUGUCAUUUGCUUACGGUGGGAGUGGCCUGGAUCUCCAAGAUCUUUGGAAAAGUGCAAUUUAGAAGCAUCAUUUUUUGAAGGACACUUCUUAAGAGUCCUAUUUGAAAGAAUGGGCAGGAUUCUUGACCAGCCCUAUGAUGUAAAUUUACAAGUGACAUCAGUGUUGUCCAAACUGUCCUUGUUUCCCCAUCCUCAUAUACAUGAAUACCUUUUGGAUCCUUAUGUAAACCUAGCUUCUGGCUGCAGGUCUCUCUUCUCUGUUAUUGUCAGGGUUGUUGGGGAUCUCAUGGUUAGAAUCCAACGCAUCCCCGAUUUCACUCCCAAACUUCUGCUGGUCAGAAAACGCCUGCUGGGCUUGGAGCCAGAAGGGCCUAUCAUUGACCACAUGACGUUACUAGAGGGCGUGAUUGUGCUGGAAGAAUUCUGCAAAGAGCUGGCAGCGAUUGCAUUUGUGAAGUAUCAUGCCUCAUCUACACCAUAAGCAGCCUUGAUGAGUAACCAGGCUAUAAAACCACCAGCUUGGUUCAGUGGAGACUAUUGACAGCACGUGGAUGGGAAGAUGUGGUACCUCAUGGCAAAGUGUUGGUUGGCAUUUGGCAGAAUUGGAAGACAAGUUACUUUCACCAAGUGUUGGCAAGAGAAGAGGGUUCAAACAGACCUAGGCUGUGAUUGAAGGCAUCUUGGGAGAAGUCAAUACAUAGCAUUUCUAGUCACUGUGUGAAGAGCUGCACAAGCUGCAUGAAGAACCACAGAUAUUAGGCCUUGGUUAUUCUGCUAUAAUGACAGUGCUUAGAGAGUUGGGUCUCUUCUGUGUUCUGGGGAUCACAUGCGCCAAUUUGCUUUUUGUGACUCUGUAUCUUUUAAAAAGCAGAUUAAUUUUGUAACAUUUUUAUGUCUUAAUUAUUUUUCUUUUCAGUUGGAUAUAUAAAAGGAAAUCACAACUAUAGUUGAAAUGUAUAAUAGAAAAAAAUGAAGAGGUUCAAAGACCCCACUAAUCCAUAUACAGUGGGGUGUAUUAACGAGGAAUCAUUUUCAUUUUGGUGAAUCUUAAAGACAACUCUGAGCUCGAUUCCCCAGUGGAUUACUCCAGGAGAUAGAUCAGUAUAAAAUCAAUGCUAAUGGAAUUAGUCCUGAUUCAGCAUCACAUCCAUAGCAAAUAUAUCUGAAGCCUACAUGUUUCUAGCAUGUUUGUCUCCAUCAUUCCAAGUGAUUGCUCUUCAAGUCAUCUGUGUAUACUAGAUUUUCUUUAGGGUUUUUGCACAUGAGCUCCAGUUGCCUGAUUCAUGUCACCUUUACAGGGAAGUUAAUUACAAGUCAUCAGUAGUUGUUGCUGAAGCAGUAUUUUUAAUUUUGUUUAAACAGAUAUUUAGCCUGAAUUGGUUUAAGAAUCUUUUGUGCCUUGAAAACUGGCAGCAUAAACAUUCUGUUAUUUUUAGUAACGUUUUUAUUGCUUAUCUACCUAUAGCAGUAGUGCCCAGCAGAAGGCUGAUUGAUGCCCGUUCAGUUAAAGUGUUGGUAACAUAUAUAGGACCAAAAUUUACACCUGCUUAUGAUAGUGCUGGGGUGCAAUAAUGUCUCUCAGUGAAUCUUUUUCACUAUGAAUACUAUCAGGCAGGGCAGGGAUGUGCAUUGCAGGCAGAGGGCCAUGCAGGCUGCAGCAGGCUUUGCUCUGUCUCUGCAGCACUUCAGGCAGCCCUGGCUGCCACAUGAGCUUUAACAAGCACCUCACACUGCCCUGCCUUUCUCUCCCCUCAGGUGUACAGUACCUCUUUCCCCUCCUAUGAAGGUGAUAACAUAAGGCAGGUGUGUUAGAGUUUAGCUCCUUGUGUUUAUGUUUUCUGUCUUUGUCUUUCCUACUGUUGCACAGCUAAUGCUCAUUCCAGAUGUGAUUGCUCGUAUGCAAAUCUGAACUAAUUUACUCAGUCACUAGAAAUCUUCUGGAUUUACGUGACUGUACCUAGAAUCAGAUUCUGCCCUGAAUCCAUGCCUUUGAGGUGUUGUUUUUUUAAUAUUUAUGGAACCUGGAUGUUGAGAGGCCUUUUAAGUUUAGCAGGUUACUUAGAACAGUGUCACAGUUCACGAUCUAAGUGUAUUCUUAUCACAACAAUGAAGAGAGUCCUACUGUUAAAGCUUCCAGUACAGGUUCAGCUGGAGAGAGCAGUUCUGGAACUGGAGAAACAUUUUGGCAGGCAAAACUAGUGUUCAGUGUCUCCCUGUACUGGGAGGCUUUUGUACAAAGUGCUGCAUUUGUCUGGCAAACAAAACCCUGCAUCUGUUUUGGGGUUUUUUUUCCUGAAUUUAGCCCCAAAGUGUUUUCAAGCUGAAGUACCACAGCAGGAUAAAGUUUAAAAAAAGGCACAUUUUUGUUCUUGAGAGUAGCCAGCAUUUUUUUUAGUGCUGUAUAUUGCAGUCAGUCCAUUGUAGAAGCUCGGUUAAUGUAACGUGCCUAACACAUCAUUUAGAACAUGUUCUGCGCAGAGUGAUGUUUAAUACUUACAUUUGUUAUAAAUAAGGUCCCAAUUCAGCAAAGCAGUUAAACACAAGCUUAAUUUUGAGAAUCUUAUUCCUAAGCCACCAUCUUUUAUAUUAGCAAAAUUAAGCUGUUGAGCACAAAUGCUGGUGCUUUACUGAAUUUGAGUCAUUGAUGGCUUUGCUUGAGCUUGAUCACUUUUUCCUCCAAAUUUUCUAUUUUCUUUAUUUUUUUAUUUUUAAGUGUAUGUUCCAGAAUACUUCUCAUGUCCCAGCUUCAGUGGAAACUGCAGGUGGUAAUACUACUAGAAAUGCAAGUGAGAGAAAUGCUAAACAAAACUUGCGAGAGCAUUCCAAGUAAUAUAACAAUUUAUGAAGCCAUUCGAGACACGCCUGAUCUCAAUUGAAAGCAUGAACAUCACCUCCUUUGUUGUUGCUGUUGUUGUUUUCACUGAUACCUGAGCUCAUUACACUGUAAGAAAUUGUCUCAGUCAGCUUCUGGAAGGACUGCUGCAACCUCUGUGGCAUUUUAAUGCAGAGCUGUCUACCGGGCUGCAAACACAAUUCCUGCAAGCGUGUCUAAGAGAAAAAUAAACAACUCUUAAAUUCAGGUUCUAAUUGUUCGGUCUCAAGCAACAUCAGUGAUGUUCUUGCAAACCAAAUGUUGUUUAGUUGGUAAGUUUAUAAGAUGUGGAUCCGUCCUGAUUGAAUUGAUGCGAUCCUGGAAGUUGCUUCAGCCUAAACUGCUUAUAUGAGCGCUGCCUCCAAACCCUUAGUUACCAUGCACAAUGACAAUGACCUUUAUUUUUGUAAGUGAUUUGAUGUUCCUUAAGAGAUGGAACUCAUCUAAUUUCUUUUUUUUGUGGUCAUACUUUUCAUGCACUUUUUUUGUUUAAAAAACAAAAGCUUAGAAGUUAGUUCAGGUCCAUGGUUUCACCUUUCUGAUCUAUGCAUGUCAUUGAGGUGCCCAUUUAGUUUCUGUGUGCGUGUGUUUGUGGUUAUUUAUUACCUAGAGAUGGACACCUGAAAAAUUAUGUGGCCUGAAGUCCACAGCAUGUGCAGAUCCUGUGGGUGUCAGUGGGAUAUGCAAGUAUGCUUAGCACCUCAGAAAAUACGGCCACUAGUGUUAGAUUGAACUACUUGAGAGGGAAUACUAGAAGAAUUUUUUAUUCUUAAAAGCAGAUCCAAACCACGUUUUAAUCCUGAUGCACAUGUGUGUAAAUAGACACAUUUUUACUUUUCUUUCCCAUUUAUUAUAUGUUUUUGAUUUAGACUCAGAUAUAGAGAAUUUAGGAGUGAGCCACGUGCUAGCUCUGGUAGUAUGAGUUUGUCCUUAGUUUCUCAUAUGACUGUCACAUUUCUGGUAUUCAGAUCCUGUCUAUGUAAUGUUCUUACUCUGUAUUUGUCUGUGCAAUAUAAAAGCUGUGACCUGAAACACAGCUUGAGUCUGGUUGUACAUCACCUAUGUAUAUAUAUAUAUAUCUAUACAUAUAUAGAUAUAUAUAUAUAUAAGGACCAGAACCCCGAGCUUGCUUACACUAUGAAUAGUGUAAAGAUUGUUGCACUUGAUUUUACAGGGCGCAAGUAGUCACGGAAUGGCUUUCUAAAUGCAUGGUAAUUUCUACCAUAACCUGCCAUGUCAUUUCACAGAUGACAUUUUGUUAUUGCUGUUUGUCUUGCUAAAACAAAUACUAAACAGAAGUGCUUGGUAAAAUUGAAGGAUUAUGACUUGGGACUACAUAGAAAAUCCACACCUGGUGGCGUGUGGCAUAUGGGGCUUUCAAACCAUGAUCCUCAGUACUUUCUGUGCCCUGUAAAAUAGUGUAACUGUAUAAAAUAUAUACUCCUUGUUUUUCCUCCUGCCUUGUUUACAUUAAACAGAGGAUAUUCAGUAAAAUUUUUCUAUGAGCUUUGUGUAGGUCACUUCCUGGCAGUGUUGCCAAGGUUCCACAAGCAUGGGGUUUCCAGUGAGGAAUUACUGAAACAGCCACAUUACCAGACACACAAUCUGAAGUUUUAUGAAGGAGGUUGUGAUAAAUUCUAACUUUUUGUGCUAAAAAAUUGCAUGGAGGAUUAAAAGGGAUAUUCUGAAAAUAAAUGAAUUUCACCGAAGCGACUGCUUCUGUUAUUACAGCAUCUGUAAUAGGUUUUGUAUGGCUGACCUUCAGUCAAAGUGUUCUAACAUUUGAUAUCAUGCCUUUGAUCCUGAAGUCCUUUCGUUUAUUUCGAGCCUGUCACAGCAGCAUGUUCUCGGAUAAACCUGUUUCUUGUACUGUACUGUGCAGGGCUUGGAGUGAAUCAGCAUACUCUUGCCCAUGAAAACUGGAAACGAAAGGAAAUGGCCAGGACAGAGAUGAACAUCUGCUCUUCCUGAGAACCCAGGCACCUUCCAAGACUGCAGCUGGUCAGGACCUUGGGUUUCUAUUGUGUUUGAGUGCAAAGUGCAUCAAUCACAACAUUAGUUUAUUGAGUUUGGUAUAAAUGUCAUGUACGUGAGUAAGCAGCAUCUUUUCCUUCAGGGCCUUUGAGGAAGGCUUUGAUAUGUAGGGGUUUAUAUAUUUUAGAAUUGUAUUUGAUGUAUAUUUUUUCUUGGUAUCUCAUCUAGUUUUUCAUGUUAUCAUCAGCCUUUUAAAAAUCUUACCUCUCUGUAGGAUCCUCUCUGAGGGCUACACUUGGAUGUUAAGCUGUUUCUCCUUCACAGUAUUUAACAGCUGCAAGUGCUCUUGCAUUUUUAACAAGAAGAGCACUGCAGCAAGAUGAUACCCUUGACAGCUUUUUUUUUAUAGCUCUCAGCAUCUUUCCCCCAUCCUCUUGGGUCUCAAAGAUUGUCAUCUCCCACCCCAGAUCAUUUCUUUGCUGUGCCUGCAUGCGGCUUUCAAAGAUUUAGAGACACUUUGCUUCCUCAAGGAGCAGGGAAGCUGUAUCAAAAUGGCACGUUUUGUAUCAUCCUGUAUUUUUCUCCUACUUUGAUAUCUUGAAAUGCCUGGAUUAUUGCAGCAUGAUAACCUUGUGGCACUUGCAUUUUGAUGCAAGAUUUUGGGGCUGUAUAUCCUAUCCGAACAAAACCCCAGAGUAUUAGUGUGUGGUCCCUGCUUGACAUUCAGUAACUCAUUUUACAGAUUCUCAUUCUAAGUUUUCCAAGUAGAUACAAGUAGCACAGGAUCUACCAAAUUUGUCAACCUUUCAAUAUUAACAGAACUGGUGCUGUCAAUUGGCUAGUUUAGUGUGUGAUCCAAUUGGAUGAAAGUGGAUUGAUGUCCUGAGAAGUGAAUCUGUCACAACUUGGAUGAGCCCUUUCAGCCUGAACCUCUAUGUUCCUGGUGCACGCUUUAUCAGCCAAGACUCCCUUUGAAGGAUGAGGCAGAAUUGAAUAGCAAUUUGGAAAUCAGGUGCAGCAUAUGGUGGAUUAAAGUUUUCAGGUGUCAUAAGCUUCUCUGGAAUGCCAAAAAAGGAAGAAAAUGUGAAAAGUUAAAUUUCCAAGUUUGCUCUGGUGGCUGGAAUUGCCUUUGGAGUCGCAUCUGUGAGGAUGAAAAGAUGCCUCUUGGAACAUGGUCUCUCACCAGGAGAUUUAAAUUGCCCUUGCUAGGAUGAUAUAUCUAUUCUGAACUAUCUUUCAUUAAAUUCCUGAUGGUUAUUACAAUAAAUGCU